This is a messenger RNA of Hippocampus comes (tiger tail seahorse), 4413 nucleotides long. It is a transcript of the gene slain2, whose product is annotated as SLAIN motif family, member 2. The record is from RefSeq and is a predicted model, not a curated record. Lineage: Eukaryota; Metazoa; Chordata; Actinopteri; Syngnathiformes; Syngnathidae. Bases 539 to 2269 code for a protein of 576 amino acids. The transcript is spliced from 9 exons. Gene Ontology annotation, biological process: microtubule nucleation; cytoplasmic microtubule organization; positive regulation of microtubule polymerization. Gene Ontology annotation, cellular component: microtubule plus-end.
ACUUGUAUUUAUUCCAUACUGAUGAAAUAUUGCAGGUGGAGUAUAUAUAAAAAAACGUUUAUUUCGUAUUGAGUUUCAUAUUCGCGGAAUUGUGCUAUAGGUGUCCCAUUUUUGCUGAAAUAUCGCGCACGCAAAAUAAUUUAAUGUAAAACAAAAAGUACUCCUCGAGAGGACAGUAAAAAGUUGCGCAACAGGAGCUUUUUUUUUCCCCCCUGUCGCGAACGCGCAAAUAGGUGUUGGUUUACGUGCGCGCCCCCGUCCGCGGUGACGUCAGCUGCCAGAGCCUGUCUCAAACGUUGUGACGUGUGUUGUGGAAAUGGCCGAGGAGCGACGAGCCCGCAAGACAAUGUUAAGCUUCUUAACUCCGCCAAACAAUUACCGUGGGUGAACGACGUCUCUCCGGCGGACACGAAAGGCGUCGCGGACGGGGCGGGAGUUCCAAGGAACCGACGAGCAACUCGAGCCGCCCCGGACCAGCGCCUUUUCUUCCCCCGGGGAGGGCGGGGGGCGCUGAGUGAGGGUUAGCGAGGGAACCACCAUGGAGGACAUCAACUCGAACAUUAACGCCGACUUGGAGGUGAGGAAGCUCCAGGAUUUGGUGAAGCAGCUCGAGAAGCAGAACGAGCAGCUCCGGGGUCGCUCCAUGAUGAUGUCGGCCCACCACAGACCCCACAGCGCCGGCUACGAGUCCUUAUCGUCGCCGUCGGCAGCGGCGCUGCUCUCGGGGGGCGACAUGGUCGGCUUCGCCCCUGGGGUGGGGUUCGGCUACGGCGACCUGUUGGAGAACCGCCGCUGCCGGAGCCCGCGGCUCUCCUACGACGGCGUCAGCUUCAAGAGGCCGUACGAGAGCGAGGGCGCCUCGGCUGCCACGUCCGGGUCGGCCCGGAACUCGCGGUGCUCGGACGAUGACGGCGAGACGUCCAUUCUGGACCAGGUGGACGUCUUGGACUUGGAGGACAUGGACUGUCUGCACGAAGACGACGACAGCUGGCUGUACGAGGCCAAGCUAAACAGUCCCUUGCAGAAGGCGCUGAGCCCCGUCGUGUGGUGCCGCCAGGCUCUGGACAACCCGAGUCCGGACAUGGAACUGGCCAAGCGCUCGCUCAUCCACAGGCUGGACCUCACCAUGUCGGCCAACAAGCGCCGCAGCCUCUACGGGAGCUGCUACAACCAGCAGGCGACCUACGGGAGCCCGUACAGCCCAAACGCGGCGAGCAGCCCCUACAGCAGCGGCUUCAACUCGCCGUGCUCCACGCCCAGCAAGGUGCCCAUCGUCAGGCAGCAGCUGAUGCCCGUCAACGCAGCGCACCAGCGCAACGCGGCGGCGGCGGAGCGAAACCCGCCGGCCGUCAGCCCCCAGUCGUCGGUGGACAGCGAGCUGAGCACCUCCGAGAUGGACGAAGACUCGGUGGGCUCUUCCACGACUUACAAGCUCAACAACGUCAACGACGUCCAGAUUCUGGCGCGCAUGCAGGAAGAGAGUCUGAGGCAGGACUACGCCGCCUCGGCCUCCCGGCGCAGCUCGGGCUCGUCCUGCCACUCGCUGCGUCGCAGCACCUUCAGCGACCAGGAGCUGGACGCGCACAGCCUGGAGGACGAGGAGGAGGCGGUGCACCCGGCCUGCUCGCGCUCCCCGGCCCGCUCGGUGGACUACGGCCACGGGCGCGGCUCGCCUCAGCCCGCCAUCAGCCGCCUGCAGCAGCCGCGCCACUCGCUGCAGGGCCACGACGCGCAGACCAACGUGGUCAAGAACGAAGAAAAGCUGCGUCGUAGUCUCCCCAACCUCACGCGUUCCAACGCGGCGCCCCCGCAGGGCCCCGAGCCCGUUAAAAACAGUCGAAGCUGCGAGUCCAACCUGCAGAUGCCAAACGGAGGAUCUCCCAGACACCAGAGCCAAUCAGCUCGUGAGUACCAGCACACACACACACUCACGCCUCAGCUCCCAAGACACUCCACCCCCAAAAGCAAACAGCACCUCCAAAGCCCGACGGCCCGGCGAGUUCCGCCGACGAGCAAGCUGCGGACGCCGGCCGCGCCUUCGCCUCUGGCCUUGAGGCAGCCCGUCAAGGCCACGGCCAACCCCGCCGGCUCUACCACCACGCCCGGCCGGUCCCUGGUUCCGCCCCGCAGCGGCCUGCCUCGCCCCAGCGCCCCAGCGGGUGGCGGCAUCCCUCUGCCUCGCAGCAAGCUAGCACAGCCUGUGCGCAGAAGUCUACCUGCUCCUCGCAUCUACAGCGGCACCAGGGACAACCUGAGGGAAAGCUACUAGCCGCUCGCCCAGCAGAGGGCGCUCUACUCCAACCGUCAGUCACUCGAGGAGUUGGACUGCAUGGCACUUUAUCCACCUUGAUGACUCUUCCAGUCACAAUGUCCCAGGAAUAUUAAAAGAAAGAAUAAAAGAUAUAUACGCAAUUCAGAAGAAGAAGAGAGAGGCCGACGAGAACGCCAAAGAACAAACUCAGCCUUCUCUGCCAUGGACGCCGCGCCACAGCACUCAAUUUGAGCCCCCGCCGGUUGUUUUUAAAGCCACGCCUUCUUUACGCCUUCAUACAUGUCAAGGAGAAACCUCAAAGAGGACGUCAGCAAGCGUCAUUUGUGAUGACGUCACUGCGCACUCGCCAUGAUGACAUCGGCGAGCGACCGUCACAACAUCAUUGAGGGAAUUUGACAUCGAGUGACUGCCAUUAUGACAUCAGCAAGUCACCUCUAAGAUGAUGUCACCAAACACCUUCAACCCACUUGAGGAAUCCCAAUGCUGACAUCAGCGAGUCGCCUUGACGAUGACAUCAUCGUGCCACUGCCAUGACGACGUCAGCAAGACACCUCGACCGUGAUGACAGCGAGUAACCUCCAUGUGACCCUGGCGAAUAUCCUCAAUGAUGUCAUCAUCAUCGAGAUACUGAUGAUGUUGUCAUUGUGAAACCCCUAUGAUGACAUCAGCGACCAACGUCUACGAUGACAGCAAGCGACUGCCGUGAUGACAUCGCCGAGACGCCUCGUCGAUGUCAUCAUUGAGCGUCGGCCACGAUGACAUCAGCGAGAUGCCUCGAUGAUGACGACGGCGCGUGACCUCUGAUGUCAGCAUCGUGCCAUUGCUAAUGUCACUGAGAAACCUCGAUGACAUCAGCGAGCAACCGCCAUCAGGAUGUCGGCAAGGCACCGCGACGGCGAUGACGUUCGUGUAACCGUGGUGAUGUCGAUAUGAUUGAACAUCUGCCACAAUGACCUCGAUGACGCCGUUAUCACUGAGCGACCACCGCGAUGACAUCAGCAAGACGCCACAAUGAUGACAUCGGCGAGCGGGACCUCUGCAAUGGCACCAAUGCGUGGCCGCCAUAUUGAAAACAAUCUUUCCUUGCGGAAAAUAAAAGCACCAGAGAGAGAAUGCACAAGUUUAUUUAUGAAAAUGAUUUGAUGGGAUCCUCCAUUGUUUUGACGCUGCUCGCGUUCCUACGGGAGACGCCAGCGUGUCUUCAGUGAUGACACAGGCACGGACUUCACAUGCUGCUUUCAAGAAAACUGGGAAGUCUGAAAUUCCCUUGCUUCUCGCCUACUUGACAUAAAAAAUAAAAUAAUCAAAACAGUCCACACUCAAGUGACUGAUGUCAAGUACUACUUUCCUUUGGCGGCAAUUUGACGGUGAUCCAGAAAGAGCACAAAAUAUACCGCGAAUCUGCGUCCCAACAACGGAGGAUCCUCGAAAGACAUCACGUGUCCGUAUCAGUAUUUUUUUUCAAUACGUUUUCUAAUGUCCGUUUGAACCUCAAUUUGCAUCGCUAAUGCUCCAAAGCAUUUUUUUUUUAAGUUUCCCAAAGGCUCGUCUCGAGAUGUAAGUGCUUUGAUUCUUUUUGGGUUUCAGUUCAGGUGUGAAGCAAGCGCUCAGGCUGAUCCGACGAUGAGUUGACAAUAGAGAACUCGGGCAGUGACACUCCCGACGACUUCCCCCUCUUUCCUUUCAACCAUGACAGCCUUGAUUGUUUUGCUGACGCUGGCGGCCAUUUUGGCGCCCCUCAGGCCUUUCGUUAGCUUGUGUCAAGUCAAUGAACAUAAAAGGGGACAUAUUAUAGGAAUUUUAUUUUUUAAUAUAAUAAUUUUGUCUUCAGAUUGCCUGCACACUGAAAAUGUCAUGAAGCGCUAACUGAUUUUGUUUACGUCGCUGUUCGCCUCGGCAUCACCCAAGCCCCGCCAGGGUCGUCAUGGUAACAAAAAGUGUCGGGUGAGCAUGGAGCUCAUGAGCAUGAAACAAAAGAACCUCAAAGUGAACAUCCCACAGACGUGUUAUUAAGACACUUGGAAACUUAUUAAAUUGUUUAAAAAAAAUUAUAAGCAUAAUAUGUCCCCUUUGUGGUUCCUUAAAUCCCCACAGUAAUUCUCAAUGUGUCAUCAAUGUUUAAAAAAACUGAAAUUAAGGAG